AUGGCCGAGCGCUGGCUCCUGCCCCUCGCCUGCCUCGCCGCGUCCCUCCUGCCCGCAGCCCGGAGCACACGCAGCGGAGAAGUCUGUGACUGCAACGGGAUGUCCAGGCAGUGCGUCUUCGACUGGCAGCUCCUGAGGGAGACGGGAAACGGGUACCGCUGCCUCGGCUGCCUGGGCAACACGGAGGGCACCCACUGCGAGCGCUGCAAGGAGGGCUUCUUCCGCCGGCGCGGGGAGCAGUGCUGCCUGCCCUGCCUCUGCCACCCCUGGGGUUCCCUCGGCCCACAGUGUGACAGCGAUGGCCGGUGCAGCUGCAAACCAGGAGUGAUGGGGGACAAGUGUGACCAGUGCCAGCUGGGCUUCGAGUCCUUGUCCGAGGCAGGCUGCAGGAGGAGCGGGCAGAGCGUGCAGUGUGAGUGUGACCCAGCGGGCAGCACGGGAGACUGUCACUCUGGCCGCUGCGUCUGCAAGGAGAGCGUCACUGGAGAGCAGUGCCAGAGGUGCAAGCGACACUUCUAUAACCUGGAUGCCAGAAACCCUACAGGAUGCUCCCCCUGCUUCUGCUACGGGCACUCGGUCACGUGUAUCAGUGCAGACAACUACAGUGUCCACAACAUCACCUCUACCUUCCAGCAAGGUUCUGAGGGCUGGCAAGGUGUCCAUGAAAACGGCUCCCCAGCCCAGCUCCAGUGGUCCCCACGCCACCAGGAUGCCUUCAUAGCAGCAAGGACCUCAGAGCCAAUAUACUUCGUGGCACCUGCAAAAUUCCUUGGGAACCAGGAGCUGAGCUACGGUCAGACACUCUCCUUUGAUUACCGCCUGGACCGAGGGGGACGCCAGCCAUCUCCACAUGAUGUGGUCCUGGAAGGGCAUGGCCUGAGAGUCACUGCCCCCUUCUUGCCCCAGGGAGAGGUCCUGCCCUGCGGCAUCAGCCAGAUGUACACGUUCAGGCUGGAUGAGCACCCAAGCAGCAAGUGGAGCCCAAGGCUGAAUCACUUUGAAUUUCGCAGGCUGCUGGGAAACCUGACAGCCCUCUGGAUCCGAGCCACCUUUGGGGAGUACAGCACCGGCUACCUCGACAACGUCACCCUGGUGUCAGCACAGCCCGUCCCCGGCGUCCCCGCGCCGUGGGUGGAGCGCUGCCAGUGCCCGGCGGAGUACCGGGGGCAGUUCUGCGAGAGCUGUGCCCCUGGCUACCGCAGAGACGCCCCCGGCCAGGGGCCCUUCAGCACCUGCGUGCCCUGCAAUUGCCAGGGGGGAGGAAUUUGUGAUCCGGACACCGGUGAAUGUUACUCAGGAGAUGAAAACGUGGGCAAUGCUGCCAGCUGCCCCUUCGGCUCCUACCGAGACCCCCGGCAGCCACACAGCUGCAGGACCUGCCCCUGCGGGCCCGGCCAGGGCUGCUCCGUGGGGCCGGGUGGUGAGGAGGUCAUCUGUGACCACUGCCCUCCUGGAGCUGCUGGUGCCAGUUGUGAGUACUGUGCCGAUGGCUAUUUUGGAGAUCCAGCAGCUUCCCAGCCCUGCCAGCUGUGCCGGUGCAAUGGCAACGUGGAGCCCAAUGCCGUGGGCAACUGCGACCGCCGGACCGGCGAGUGCCUCAAGUGCAUCUACAACACCGCCGGCUUCUACUGUGACCGCUGCAAGGAUGGCUUCUUCGGGAACCCCCUGGCCCCUGACCCCGCUGACAAGUGCAGAGCCUGUAACUGCGACUCAGUCGGUGCCGAGCCCCUGAAGUGCAGGAGUGACGGGAGCUGCAUCUGCAAACCUGGCUUUGAGGGUCCCCGCUGUGAAGAGAGUGAGUGCCCAGCUUGCUAUGGCCAGGUGAAAGUGCAGGUGGAGCUGUACCUGCAGCAGCUGGCAGAGCUGGAGCUGCUCUUGUCAGAGGUGCGAGCUGGCGGUGGGACCGAGAGCCAGGAGCUGGAGGGGAGGAUGCUGGUGGCUGAGGAGAUGCUGCGGACCAUCCUCAGGGAAGCCCUGAGCCUUCAAGCCUCCGACAGGUCUCUGGAAGGCCAUGUGGCCAGGAUGAAGGGGCAAGGGUCCAGCUCCCAGAGUCGCUUGGAUGAGAUCAAGGCAACAGUGGAGAGACUGAGGUCUCUGGGGAGCCAGUAUGAGAGGCAGGUGCAGGAGACCCGUCAGCUGCUGCAGAGAGCCAGGCUGGACCUGGAUCGCAGCGGCGCCGCUCUCCUUCGGGUGACCAUUCCUGUUUCAAGCUUUCCUGGGGGUUCAAAUCAGUUCUUGCUGCUGGCCCAGGAGGCUCUGAGACUGGCCAACAGGCACACACAGGCAGCCAAUGCCAUUGACCAAGCGGCGCAGGCGGCGCGGGAGGACGCGCGGCAGGCGCUGGAGCUGCUGCGCGCGGCCGCUGGCGGAGAGGCCGCCGUGGGCUCCCUGCCAGGGCUGCCCGGGAGGUACGAGGAGCUCAAGUCACUGGUUGGAGGCCUGAAGGCUGAUGCUGAUGGAAUGGCCUCCAGGGCAGACAUGGCUUAUCAAGGCAGCCUGGUGCUCCUCAGCUCCCUGUCCCGCCUGACAGAGAUGGACAUCAGCUCCUUUCAGGAGGAAGCCUCGAGGCUGAAGCAGGACUCAAGUGCCCUGCUGGGCCUGGUGGACACCUCCCUGGCCCAGUACCGGGGCCUGCGGAGCCGCGUGGGGCAGUGGGAGGAGGAAGCCAAGCAGCUGCUACAAGGGCAAGAGGGCGAGAGAGCGAAGCUGACUCAGCUGCUGUCCCGAGCCACCCUUGCCAGGAGCACAGCCCUGCAAGCCGUGAGCGCUGGCAAUGCCACCUUCUACGAGGUGGAACAGAUCCUCAAGAGCCUCAAGGAGUUCAACCUGCAAGCGGAUGACAAGAGGAGGGAAGCCAAAGAUGCCAUGAGGAGGCUGCCCAUUAUCAGCAGCAUGGUCACCACUGCCAGGGAGAAGACAGACCGAGCCAAAGGGAUCGUGGGCAGCGCCGCUUCUGAGUCAAAGGCAGGCAGCAGCAUGGCAGAGGAGGUGAAGGAAAUCACCACAGGGAUCCAAGAGGAGAUUGCCCGGCUGAAGGAGGAAGCCAACAAGACGGCUGACGGCGUCCUCGCCCUGGAGAAGGCAGUGGCCACCCUGCGGCAUGAGGCCAAGGAUGUGGAUGAUGCAUUUGAGAGGAAACUCUCGGAGGUUGAGGCGGAUGCUGCUGUGAUAGAGAAGACAGCUCAGGAAGCUCAGAGGGUCCACGACAAGGCUGGCCAGGCAGGGGCAGCUGUGCAGCAGAUGCUGAGUGCCCUGGAAGAGCUGCUGCGUCUCAUGAACCAGCCUGGCGCUGUGGAUGAGGAUGGCCUGAGGCAGCUUGAGGCGAACUUCAGCAAAGCCAAAAGCAGAAGCAAGCAGCUGAAGGCGGAGAUGUCGGAGCUGGAGCAGACGGCUGCGCUGCAGAAGGCCCGGGUGCGCGUGCUGGAGAGCAGCAUCGAUGACAUCCUGGCUGAUAUUAAGAACCUGGAGGACAUCCAGAAGAGUCUUCCUCCAGGCUGCUACAACACAAAAGCCAUUGAAUUGCCAUAAGCCAGCUCUGGAAAGGCUGCAGCACCUGCCAGGCUGAAGGCAGGAGGGCCUCCCCAAAUCUGGCAGAACUGGCUGUGUUUGGUUGUGUUAAACUGAUCCUUACCCUCAAGAUCAGUGUGGCAGAAGAAGUUCACAAUGUUCCACUGGCCCUGGAAAGUCCCUAAUUUUUCAAAGUGCUCCGUCCCUUGCUCGUGGGAGGAAGGAGACUCUUGGUUUGUGAAGGUGCUACUGUCUGAAGAACAGCCCAUUCCUACAAUAUAUCUCUGAAGUGCAGGGUUAGGUGUCAGCCUUGUGAGUUUGCACAGUUUGGACCCUGAAGCUCAUAAACCGACAGGUUCCCAUCACCUGUGGAUACCCUGUCCUGGUCUGGCACACACAGAAGGACUAGGGCCUCUGUCCAUACUUUUGACACUGCCACCACCAGCUUCCCCUCCUGUUCUCCAUGGGGUUUUCCUCACCUUCAGCAGCAACAGGGAGCAAGCAGCAUGAGAGGCUGCUGGGGGAGAUGAGUUCUGAGUUGAGGCACUGGUGAUGCUUCAUGUGAUGUCUCCUCCCAGGCUGGCAUCCUCCCCUUGCUGGGAGUGGUGCUGUGGCUCUUGUACCUGAGAACCCCGUCCCAUUCUGCUGCAGUGCCUGUAAGCUGAUUUCAUUAGUUUAAAAAUAUUGAAGAUGUCUUGAAUGUGUCUCCACCUCUGGUUUGGUGCUGCCUGUCCUCCCUCCCUCCCUCGUGGUGCUGUAUGUUUCUCAGAGGCCACCAUCACCACUAAGGUAGCUCUCCACAGGGGUUUCCCACUGUUCAUGUUAACAGAGCUUGGAUGAGCUAAAGACCACAGUGCUCCCUUCACCCUUCACUGCAGCUCUCAUGUGGGUCCAGCUGCAUUCCGGGACACUGCACACUGCUCCCACCUUCCUUCAGAUGCCAUGCAGAGGGAAAAAAGUUUCAGGGGAAAGAAGUGCCACCAGAUGCUGGAAGCUGAAGCUCUGCUGAAGCCCCUGCCCUGCGUGGUGGUAAAAGAGGAGGUCCUAGAUGGAGAAGGACACUGGGGACUCACUCACCCCUCCUUGUCUCUUGAGUCUCUGAUAAAGCAGCAUCUGUGCUUUUGCUUCAUGAUAUACCAAGUAUUAUGUCUCCUUUACACUUUUAUUUAAGUGAGAUGUAUUUUAGCUCCUGGCAUGUGUCCCUUCUCCUGUUGUACAAAGUAGGGACAGCUAUGAGGGAACCUGUUUUUCCAUGAGUUGGCUUUUUUGAAAGGUAGGUGUAGGCACAGAGUUUGUGGUAAUUGGGAGUGGGGCUGCAGCCCAGCCUCACCCCUAAUGAGCUACAGCUGUGAGAAGCAGGUGAGCAGCACUGACAGCAAUGAGCCAUGGAGUGCCCAGGGGCACUGAGCAAUCCCAAAGGGAACAGAGGGCACACAGGUGCAAUGUGGGAACAUGGGGGUAUAAAAGGUUGGGCUAAAGAACAGGAAGGGCAGAUGAUUGCAGCCUUCUAAGUGGUGUGGAGUUACUGUGUAUGGGUUGAAGCUUUUUGAAAUUGUAUAGUGAUGCUCUGUGUGGUGUGGCUGUUUCAGCUGUGACAGAUAAGAGGUCGAUGAAUGAUGAAUACUCUUGGCUAGAUCUUGCCUAUCACUUUAUUUUUUCAGGCUUCCUCAACUGAGGGAAUUUGGCCAUGGGUUAUCUCAGCAGUGCAGGCAUUUGCUCUCCUGUUCUGACUCAGUCUUGGGGCUGUUUUAAAAUCACACUAGUAACAUCUCUGUUUUGUUUUGUUUAUUACAUAAUUUAAACAUUUUGCUGAUAAAGUCUUUUUUGUCAAUGA
Messenger RNA from Vidua macroura (Pin-tailed whydah), 5341 nucleotides. It is a transcript of the gene LAMC2, whose product is annotated as laminin subunit gamma 2. Gene Ontology annotation, molecular function: extracellular matrix structural constituent. Lineage: Eukaryota; Metazoa; Chordata; Aves; Passeriformes; Viduidae. The record is from RefSeq and is a predicted model, not a curated record. Bases 1 to 3528 code for a protein of 1175 amino acids. The transcript has 23 exons.